AAUCAUGAAAUCAAGUCUUCAUGCAAUGUCAUUUAAUACAAUAGUAUUUUCCAUCAUUUAAAAUACCUAAUAUUCCAUAAAUUUCUACAAUCAUAAUUGUAAUAGUGUUUCAUACUUAAAACCAAAGAUGUGUGACCAAGAAUUCAGGACUCUCCGCUUUGAUCCCAGGUUUCCUAACCAGAAUCAGACAAAUGCAUGCUACAUGAACUACUGCGACUACUACCGCUGCAGGCGGCUGCUCGGCGACGUGGACGACUGCAAGAUCUUCAAGCGCUACUUCGAGACCAUAUGCCCCAACUUCUGGAUCGAGCACUUCGAUGAGUUACGGGAGAGAGGGGCGUUCCCUGGACGCAUAUAGUCCGCGUAUACACGUCGUUAAUACGUCUCUCGUGUGCUAUACUUUCGUUUUAAUUUAAAUUCUUGUAACUAAGUAAUGAAAUUAAAUUCUAAAUUAUUUCUUACA
Messenger RNA from Cydia fagiglandana, 463 nucleotides. RefSeq names its product cytochrome c oxidase subunit 6B1-like. The transcript is spliced from 2 exons. Gene Ontology annotation, cellular component: respiratory chain complex IV; mitochondrion. The record is from RefSeq and is a predicted model, not a curated record. NCBI's taxonomy places the organism in Eukaryota, Metazoa, Arthropoda, Insecta, Lepidoptera, Tortricidae. Bases 128 to 358 code for a protein of 76 amino acids.